AUGGCCACGGCACGAAAGAGCGCGCUGGACGCCGUCAAGCGUUUCCGCGCUCGUGAGCUCGCCGCUCUGACCAAAUCAACUCCUCUACCUCUACCGUCUCAACCCUCGGCGGAAAGCGCCGCUUCUGCCUUGCAUAACCCCUUCGUACCGCACAAGAACCCGGUCACGGGACGCUGGGCGCCGCCCAAGUACUCUCUACGCCAGCAAGCGAAGCUCGUAAAGCAGGCCAAAGUCUCCGGGACUUUACACCUUCUUCCUCCUGGCCUCAAAUACGACGCAGCAGCCCCGAAGCGGCCCGAGGACGAUGCGGCGUAUAUGGCGAAGAUUCACGCGCGUGAAGAGCGUGCCGCUGCACGCUCGAGUGGAUCGGAUAUAUUCGCUAUCCUGGACGCACAAGAGAAAAAGUUGGAGAACGUGGUAGCGGCGGAGGAGUCGGGUGCAGUCGUACAGACGGAUGCCGUCGCGGAUAUUGUGACAGCGAAGGCAUCAACAAGUUUACGCGCCCGUCGCCGGACUGCCAAGGCUGCGUCGCAGGCGAAAGAACAGAGGUCGGCUAAACCGCAAGAGUGGGACAGCUCGGUCGAGUGGGUUGGCACCCCUCGCAGGCGUUACAUCCCUGGCGCAGAUAUCGGUGUGCGCUUGUACGCUGGCAAGCGUCUCAUGUUCAAGGGCCACCGCUGGGAACGCGAGAAGCCCGAGAAGGAGGCUCGCAUCAAGAUGCUGCUUCGCGACAUGCCGCAACGCAUCGACCGCUUCAGGAGGUGGCACGCCAAGUCAAGACCUCAACCGCUCAAGCCGGCGAAGGGCAAAGCGAAGGCGCAGAAACUUCCCUUCUAG
Molecule: messenger RNA, 837 nt
Organism: Peniophora sp. CBMAI 1063
Lineage: Eukaryota; Fungi; Basidiomycota; Agaricomycetes; Russulales; Peniophoraceae
Source: the annotation of a GenBank genome assembly